Podospora pseudopauciseta is the source of this 1545-nucleotide messenger RNA. RefSeq names its product Dimethyladenosine transferase. Gene Ontology annotation, molecular function: rRNA (adenine-N6,N6-)-dimethyltransferase activity. Gene Ontology annotation, biological process: rRNA methylation. Gene Ontology annotation, cellular component: nucleolus. Lineage: Eukaryota; Fungi; Ascomycota; Sordariomycetes; Sordariales; Podosporaceae. The transcript has 2 exons. Bases 198 to 1388 code for a protein of 396 amino acids. The record is from RefSeq and is a predicted model, not a curated record.
GGGGUCCCUUUUUUUCUGCCAGCCCAAAAAAUUAUGUGGAACAUAUGGGACACUCGGAUGAUCGCUAGAAGGCUGCGGUGAGGGUUCUGUAUUCACUUUAUGCGCGAAUCACCGGCCGAGACAACAGACCUGUCGCAAGGUUCCGAACAAAACCUCCCGACUCUGAUCAUCCCACCGCCAAAAUUGCAGACGACAUCAUGCCAAAGGCCGCCAAGCAGAAGAAGGGCGGAGGGCCCAGCGGCCCCUACGAUCGCAAGUCGAAGCCCGCCGCCAGCACCAACAUCUUCAAGUUCGACAAGGACUAUGGCCAGCAUAUUCUCAAGAACCCCGGCAUCAGCGACGCCAUUGUCGAAAAGGCCUACCUCAAGCCCACCGAUGUCGUCGUCGAAAUCGGUCCUGGUACCGGUAACAUCACCGUCCGCGCCCUGGAAAAGGCAAAGAAGGUCAUUGCCAUCGAUAUCGACCCCCGCAUGGGCGCCGAAGUAACCAAGCGCGUCCAAGGCACCCCCCUGGCCAAAAAGCUCGAAGUCAUCCUCGGUGACGUGAUCAAAAUGCCCGAAAUGCCCCCCUGCGACGCCCUCAUCUCCAACACACCCUACCAAAUCUCCUCUCCUCUGAUCUUCAAGAUGCUCGCCAUGCCCAACCCCCCCCGCGUGGCGGUCCUCAUGUUCCAGCGCGAGUUCGCCAAACGCCUCGUCGCCAAACCCGGCGACGCGCUCUACUCCCGUCUGUCGGUCAAUGUCAACUUUUGGGCCACCUGCAAGCACAUCAUGAAGGUGGGGAAACAAAACUUUAAGCCGCCUCCCAAGGUGGAGAGUGACGUUGUUAGGAUUGAGCCGUUGAUUGGGUCAGCGAGGCCGAAUAUUGCUUUUGAUGAGUUUGAUGGGUUGUUGAGGAUUGCGUUCAACAGGAAGAACAAGACGUUGAAUGCGUCGUUUGCGAUCAAGGAGGUUUUGGCCAUGUGUGAGAGGAAUUACAAGGUGUAUUGCUCGUUGAAUAAUAUUCCUGUUGAUGAAGGGGUUGCUGCUGCGGGGGUGGGGGCGGUGGUGGGGGAGGAAGAGGGGAUGGAUGUUGAUAUGGAUGAUGAUGGAGCGGAUGGGGAUGAUAAUGAGGAGGAGGAGGAGGAGGAGGAUAACGGGAUGGAUGUGGAAGACGAUGAGGAUAUGCCCGAGUUUUUCAAGGAGAUGAAGGACGAGGAGGACAAGGCCGCCGCUGCCAAAACGCCGAGCAGGAACCCCAAGUCAAAGGUUGCGAUGGUGGUCAAGGCCAAGGUCAACAAGGUGCUUGCGAGCACGGGGCUGGGGGAGAAGAGAGCGAGGCAGUGCGAUCAGAACGACUUUUUGAAGCUAUUGGUGGCGUUCCACGAGGAGGGUAUUCAUUUCUCCUAGUUUGUCGCCUGCUAAAGGAGAGGGGACUGGAGUUUUGGCGUUUCAGGGGCGGGCGGUACAAAAAAGGGUGGUUGUGGGUUAUUAUUGCAUUUACGAGCCAUGAUUUUAGAGAUACUGCGAUAUGAUACCAACAAUGAUGUCUGUGUUUGGUGUUGUU